This is a messenger RNA of Anopheles arabiensis, 1602 nucleotides long. RefSeq lists its product as uncharacterized. The transcript has 3 exons. The record is from RefSeq and is a predicted model, not a curated record. Bases 634 to 1536 code for a protein of 300 amino acids. Lineage: Eukaryota; Metazoa; Arthropoda; Insecta; Diptera; Culicidae.
GGGACCUUACGUCAAGUGACGAAUUCUCAAAAUUGUCUAGAUUCCACCACCUGAUCUCUUUAAUCCACCUUGCCCUAUCACAUAGAAGGCCUUAUUAAGGCCUUAGUAGACGGCGGAAAAUACUGUCAUUCGAUUUUGGAAUCUAUCCUUCUAACAGUGUUUGACAGAUGCCAUUCGUAAAAUCUUAAUUCGGCAUGCUCAUUUACGAUUUGCUUCCGAGUAGAUUUUUUCUAUCAAAGUCUAUAGAGCGAAAUGAAUUUUAUGAUGAUGAUGAAUAAAAACAAAAAAAUGGGAAGCAACGAAUGAUUCUUUCGGAUAAAGCCAAGUACCUCUAGACCAGCCAGAAACUACAUUAGUUGAUUUACUUUUCAUCCCAGUAUCGCAUAGAUACUGGAUUACGCAUUCAAAUAUCUUCAAAGUCGCUGGCUACCCGGAUAGCCUGGUUGCGUGGAUUGUGAUAUUUUUUCAGUUGCCAAAGACACGACUAAGUAUGCUACCAUAGUAUACAUACUAUGCAGACCAAAUCAUGUAUUCACCGAUUUGCCUUGAAAUGUUUUAAUAGCAUGCUGAUGUUUUAAGAGUGUUCUUUCGAAUUCAAGAAGUACUGACAUUCUUCCUAGAUUAAUACGAAAAAUGCCCAUUGUGAAAAAGAAAACCAUACUGAAUGACUUACAUAAUGCAUUCGAAACCAACCUAAGGAGGAAAUCUAGCAAAACGAUUCCUAUUCAACUUGUUGGUGAUGAAAACAAAGAUAACAAUUCCCUUCAUGAUCCGCUAGAAACUAUAGAUGAAAAAAAUCAACAAACGGAAGCUGCUGCUAUUGAAUCUGUAGCGUCGGUAAAACCCGUUUCAAAACAAAAUGAAAGUACAGAGAAACAUCAGAACAAAGUUGCUGAAUUUCAAUUGCACAUCGCAUCGUACAUCUCCAAAAUCGUGUCCUUGCGUGUAGCUAAACUCGCUGCUAACGACGAGAAGAUUACUCAACUAGGAAUGUCCUUUUUUGACGAUUGCAUUGGUGCUAUAGAUAUUACCAAACUUGUGCAGCUAAUCGAUAAGGCUCGAACAAAUUUAUCAAAUGAGCGAAAGCGGCUUUUCGUAGUCAUGAAGCGAUUAAAACGAAAUGAUAUGCAAAACUAUCAGCUCGACAAACAAAUGCAGGAUGUUAGCCUGGAGCAGUACUACGAGCUGAAAGCGGAAGUUAACCGCAUCGGAGAAAAACUCGAGGAGACACACAAACGGAUGAACAAUUCGCGGCAACAGUUUGAAAACGAUGUUGCACGUGCCACUCACGUGCGAGAAAAGUUGUUUAACUCACAAAACCUAAUACUGUCUGUAAUGCAGGACGUUUCUGGAGUAAAAGGUGACUUCUCUAUCUACAAACAAACGCUGUGCGAUAGACUGGAGCUUAAAAAGCAGCUACGCAGGAAAAAUGAAUCCCUGAAACAACGUGUCCAUUUAUUCAAGCUUAUGCCUUGGUACGGACAAACAAAGAAACAGCUAGAGCUCACCAAAUCUUUUGUGAAAAAAUUUGAAUAAUAUACCGCCCGAGUUGAGAAGUAAUAAGCAAUAAAAACUGCAAACUAUUUUAAUAGGACGCACUAA